CGUGCACGGACGCGUGUGCGUGCACUGGUGAGGUUGGUGGACUCUCGUGCAGACCUGCAUCGGUUCAUCAGCAGGUGCUCCUCCAGUGGUCGUGACGGUGACCAACAAACAGUCUUUCCACGGCGUUUCCUUAAAAUCCUACUUGUUAUCCUAGAGGGCCGGGGCGCAAAACCUUGCCUCUAGAUAUGAACCACAAGCACGGAGUCGUAGCUAUCCAGAUGGUCAUUUAAACUAGUGUGCAUUUUAAAAGAUAAUUUUUACGAUUAAAUUUUCAUCUCUUCUCUUUACAUGUUCUGAAAAUAUUAGAAAAGGAAGAUUUGUUACCGGCUAUCUACUCUCCUUUAUUCCCUCCCCGAAGAGGGGUGCUUAACAAUGCAAAAUGAAAUGCCUUCGACAAGGACAAAGAGCUUUUUAAAACUUAAAUUUUUGGUAGACCUACCAAUAAUAAUAAAGUCUUCAUAAAAAUGUAGUUCAACCCCCAAACUUACGACAAAUAGUCCAUUAAACAACACUAAUACCAGUGGGGGUGUAAUUUCCCCAUUUCCUUAAGUAAAGUCGGUUUAUUUGAAAUACUGUGUAGUUGUUUUUGAAGACAACAUUGUCAAGAAUCGUUUUUCCCAGAGUCGUUUGAAUUUUUCAUUUGUGCAGAGGUCGCUCUUUUUUGCUGAAGCUGACCUGGAGUCUCCAUUUUGGUGAGCGAAUGGAAAUGCUUUCCUGGAUCUCCUAUUUCAUCUGGACCUCUGGGUCUAGAAAUGGUGGCUAUUUUGCUGGAUGGACUGCGGAAUUACCGCAUUUGUUUUUGAGCCAUUCUUUAUAAUAGGUGUGUAAGAAUGUUGAUUUAACACCGCUCAGGUAGGGGGUACGUGUUUAAGAGAAAGUUCUGUUGGAAAUGGGGGAGGAGUGGAGAAGAGAGGGCAAGAAGGAAACAUUUCUGGAAGGUAAUGGCUGGGGUGGGGUAGAAAAAAAUACAUUAUGAAGAAGCACAUUACAUCCAGUUUUCUGUGCUUUCUCUGCCUUUUCCUUUUUGAGAGAAUAUUUUUGUGUGAUCAAAACUGACCCCACGUUGCCUUUUUGGGUAACUUUGUGCUGCCACCUUUCGGGAAUAAGGUUUUUUCCUUUUCAAAGACAGAGCCUUGGGCUUUAAAGGCCCCCUUUCUCCCUGUUUUUAGAUGCUUCCUUCACUGUAUCUUGUUUGCAUUUUGGAAUCAUGUCAGGUCAGCUGUUUUAAGCUGCACACACUCCUUCCUCAUGGUUCAAGAGAAUUUUAGUUUUAGGAUAUCUCCUAGAACAGAACAGGUACCCCAAACUGGUCAUUGUCCGCCAGGUCCAACUGUUGUUUCCUAUAGAACCUUAUUUUCCUUUUCUAGGCUCAGGUUGUAUUUAUUAGUUGUUAGAAUUCCUUUUUUGGUUUUGGUUGGUUGGUUCUGGUAAAUGCUUCUUCCCUAGAGAAGCAAGGUCCUUCUCUGUCUGGUUUGGCGUUUUUAGUUAAGAUGCAGCUCCCAGCGGGUUAUAGAAGAACAGUGCUCUAAGGGGCAUUUAUACUACCUCAGUUCUUAAUCCAGCCUUUUGAUUCUUUUUAUUAUACAGACAGAUGUUCAUGGCUGAAUCCUUGUUACCACUUUCAGCCAUUCUAGCUUUCUGUUAAUGUGAUUAUAAUUUUUAAAAAUAGUUCUUUUCCCUCCUCAAAUCUCUUUCUCUUCUCUUCUAGAAAGAAGUCCCAAAUUCUCUUCAAGGACACAACACAGCCAUCCAGAAUACCCCCAGCUUCUAAGCUGGGAUCAAGCAUUUCCUCUUUCUUUGGUUGGAAAAGUUUUUUUUUAAAUUUUAACAUAGGACGCUUUUCAGGCAUUAGCUGGCAGAAGAGCACCACAGUGCAAAUCACUCUUCGUGUUCUUUUACCCCAGAGGGCUGGAUACUCUGAAAUAGCAUCUCAUCAAGACUGACUUUACCAUUGCCUUUUUGAUCUCUUGGUCUGCAUGGUAGAGUCAAUUCUUUUGUGCUCAUUUGAAAUCUUAUUAAGUCUAUUGCAGAAUCACAUUCUUAUUGCCACCUUUGUCACUAACGAUGUUUAUCUGGCAUAAGGGAGGCUGGAGAUCCACGUUGCUUAGCCUGGUCUGGUUAAUUUUUUUGAUGGUGUUGAGGGUCAGGUGGUAUGGGGCCUGGAUGGUGUGCCACCCUGUGGAAAACCUGCCCGUAGCAGUCCAUCCCAGCUCUUUCUGAUUCUUUGGAAAAGCCACUGUACAGGCCCGUGAUCGUGCAGGUAAUUGCUGCCAUGGAAACACAACUGUCUAAUGGGCCAACUUGCAAUAACACAGCCAACGGUCCAACCACCAUAAACAACAACUGCUCAUCACCAGUUGACUCUGGGAACACAGAGGACAGCAAGACCAACUUAAUAGUCAACUACCUUCCUCAGAACAUGACACAGGAGGAACUAAAGAGUCUUUUUGGGAGCAUUGGUGAGAUAGAGUCCUGUAAGCUUGUACGAGACAAAAUAACAGGGCAGAGCUUGGGAUAUGGCUUUGUGAACUACAUUGACCCUAAGGAUGCAGAGAAAGCUAUCAACACCCUGAAUGGAUUGAGACUUCAAACCAAAACAAUAAAAGUUUCCUAUGCCCGCCCAAGCUCCGCUUCUAUCAGAGAUGCAAAUUUGUAUGUCAGUGGACUUCCGAAAACAAUGACCCAGAAGGAGUUGGAACAACUUUUUUCACAAUAUGGACGCAUAAUUACUUCUCGUAUUCUUGUUGACCAGGUCACUGGCAUAUCAAGGGGUGUAGGGUUUAUUCGAUUUGACAAGCGGAUUGAGGCAGAAGAAGCUAUCAAAGGCCUAAAUGGCCAGAAACCUCCUGGUGCCACAGAGCCAAUCACUGUAAAGUUUGCUAAUAAUCCAAGCCAAAAAACCAAUCAGGCCAUCCUUUCCCAGCUGUACCAGUCUCCAAACAGAAGGUAUCCAGGACCACUAGCUCAGCAGGCACAGCGUUUUAGGUUGGACAAUCUGCUCAAUAUGGCUUAUGGAGUAAAGAGUAGGUUUUCUCCAAUGACCAUUGAUGGAAUGACCAGUUUGGCUGGAAUUAAUAUCCCUGGGCACCCAGGAACAGGGUGGUGUAUUUUUGUGUACAACCUGGCUCCUGACGCAGAUGAGAGUAUCCUGUGGCAAAUGUUUGGGCCUUUUGGAGCUGUCACCAACGUGAAGGUCAUCCGUGACUUUAACACCAAUAAAUGCAAAGGUUUUGGAUUUGUGACUAUGACAAACUAUGAUGAGGCCGCCAUGGCGAUAGCUAGCCUCAAUGGAUACCGUCUGGGGGACAGAGUACUGCAGGUCUCCUUUAAGACAAACAAAACGCACAAAGCCUAAUGAGCUCUUGUCCUCAGUCCAUUUAUAUAUGAAAACUAUACAACAAAGGCAAGUUAAGAGAAACUUUAUACAUUAGUAAAUGUCUUUGUAAGUCAGUGUUGAGAUGGGGAUAAAACGACUACUUAGCAUCCUAAGAAAUAUGUGAGAUUUUUUAUUGCUAGUAUUUGAAUUAAAACUUCUUAAAUAUCUUUUAUGUUUGAAUAUGGACAAGAGGUACAGGGUUUUUACCUGUCACAUUGCAUUCUAUUGCCUUCUUUGAAGAAGGUGGACCUUUUAAAGUGUUUCAGCUAAGGGAAGACAUUUCUUUUCUUUUUACAUAACUGCCUUGAAACCUGUGAGUAAAUAUUGAGGCUUUGUGUUGUAUUUCUUCAGUUGGUUGUGUCUUUUUUUUUUCCCCCUUUUUUUCUUUUUCUGAUUAGCUUUGUGUUUGGUUUACAUUUAAAGCAUUGCUGUUAUGUCUAAGAAAAGUAUUUUGAAGUUUACAUUUUUAUUUAUGAAGUUAAAAACAGUAUUUAUUUUGUAAUUAUGAUUUGGGUUGGGGAAGGGGGGGGCUACAUUAUAAACGCUUAUUGUAAGAAUACUGGAGAACUUUUCGUAAAGCAGUACCUUGCCAAAGAGAUAAGAGCCUCUUUGAUGUGGGUUUAAAAAAAGCAUCUAUUUUUAUAAAAAAGAAAAUUUGGAGAAACUUUUUACUGGUCCUGGAACAAAUAUUUUGACUUGAAUACUUUGAGAAAUCUCUUCAUAUGACACCUAGUGAGCUUUUAAAAUUUACCAGGAAAUUUGCAGCGGUUGGAAAAUUUAGAAAGAUUUAUGAUGUAGAAAAUACUUUUGAGAUCUUUGUAUGAAAGGAGUAGAAUCAUUGGGGGAAACUGCUGGUUUCGUUUUUGUAAUCACCAGUGGAGCGUCUGAUCAUCCUGGUUAUUAUGUGAUAGGUGGCUCACAUUGAUUUGUGAUUUUGAAACAAAUAAAAAAAAUUUACAAAAGAAUAUAUAAGAGCAGGCAAGAAAUUUAAAUUACCAAGAGAUGGGGGAAAAAAAAAUCUGUUCUUCCUAAAGAAAUCCCUUCAGAUAGAGCUCAUGGUGUUUAGUGAUGUACUUGCAGUAUUGUUUAAAGAAUUGUUUUGUCUUAAGGAAAAAAGAUGUUGCACAUGAUUUGUACUGCAGCAAAUCAGCAAAAGUGAUCUGAGUUGGAUAUAUUUGAAGGUAUUUUGAAAGUUAUGUUCAAGGCUAACACCUGAGCUUUGUGUAAUGUAAAUAAGACCUUGUGUUUAUGAACCUUUCAGCUAAUUUGAUUUUUUUUUUCCCUUACAUGCCAAGUGAUGUUCAGGUUUUGAAUGUUUUUGUAUCAGUUUUUUCCUUUGUAAAUGGCAUUAACAUUGUUACUUGAGGUCUUGCUUAAUCACUUUUGUUGUCCUGAGGACUUGAAUUUACAGUGCAUCAGAUUUGUUGCUAAUUUUGUCUGUAGAUAGUCUAGCUUCAGCUGUUUAUGGUGAUGCUACAUUUUCGUUUAUAAAUAUGUUUGUGGUAAAAAAAAAAAUGAGUAUAACCAUAGGUUUUGAACAAAUUUCCUUACAUUUUUCAUACAAAAAUCAUAAAUAUCUGUAUGCUAUUGAAAUUUAACUUUGUAUGAUGCUUAAACCACUAUUUGGGGAAAUAAUAAAAUAAGUCUUUACCAUGUAUGAAAGAAAUUUUAAAAAAUACAAAAUAUUUUCUGAUUAGCAUCUAGCUUAUAAUAAAUUUUCAAAAAAGCUGAAGGCAAAAAUGCCUUCAUCAGGAUGCACUGAGAACUAUAUAGUUACGUCCUGCUUUUUGUAUAAACUGAGAUGCUCACAUGCUUCCCCUUAGAACAGGCAAUGUGCUAUGCAUAACAUAGUUGUACAUUAUCUUUGCGGUUGCGUUGAGUUUUAUUUUUUAUUAUUUAAAAUUGUAGUUAUAAAAUCUUUCAGUAUAGUACAGUACAUAUACUGUGAGGCGCGUGCUAAAGUGAAUAAGCGAGUUUUCAUGCUGACCCACUCAAUGCUAUUCAGAAAUCAAUUGGCUUAGCACUUUCUCAUAUCCUUAGGUGCAUUUAGAUGGUCAGAGUUAACCUGCGUUAAAAAAAAAAAAAAACUAAAAAACUAAAUACAUGUAUAUACUUUAAAAAAAAAAAUAAGAUUUCCCUCACGGGAAAACAGCAGCUACAUGCUUCUUUCCUAUACUAUUGUAGCAAACCAAGGCAUUGAUGAGAGGGCAUGCAAAUUGUGCUUCACUUUACAGUGUUUAUCAGAGCACUUAAUAAAAUGUAAGGCUGGUAUUUAUUUGAAGUUGUACAGUAUGACUUAAUUCACAUCUGUUGGAAUAGAAAAUAUAUUCUGUUGAGUAUUUAAGAGGCUGUACAUGUUUUCUUUUGUGUUUGGAUUCUUUGUACUUUUUCAUGUUCAGUACAUCAAUAAACAAAGUUGAAGGGAAAGAA
Camelus dromedarius (Arabian camel) is the source of this 5806-nucleotide messenger RNA. RefSeq names its product ELAV like RNA binding protein 2 (gene ELAVL2). Bases 2273 to 3355 code for a protein of 360 amino acids. Gene Ontology annotation, molecular function: RNA binding. The record is from RefSeq and is a predicted model, not a curated record. The transcript has 7 exons. NCBI's taxonomy places the organism in Eukaryota, Metazoa, Chordata, Mammalia, Artiodactyla, Camelidae. Gene Ontology annotation, cellular component: ribonucleoprotein complex.